Messenger RNA from Aedes albopictus (Asian tiger mosquito), 3526 nucleotides. It is a transcript of the gene rb, whose product is annotated as AP-3 complex subunit beta-2. The record is from RefSeq and is a predicted model, not a curated record. Gene Ontology annotation, cellular component: membrane coat; AP-3 adaptor complex. Lineage: Eukaryota; Metazoa; Arthropoda; Insecta; Diptera; Culicidae. Gene Ontology annotation, biological process: intracellular protein transport; vesicle-mediated transport. Bases 88 to 3399 code for a protein of 1103 amino acids. The transcript is spliced from 5 exons.
GUUGCUGACGGACGUUCUGUCAAAGUGAAAGCAGUGAAAUUUUUGGCACAAAAAUCUGGAAAAACUUGUCAUCUGAUCACCAGCAAAAUGCUAUCAUCGGGAUCAGCGGCGAUCGGAGUGAGCGCACUCACUGCGGCAAAUUACGGCAAUGACCGCAGUGACGUGGUCGAAUAUGCCAACGAGGGCGGAUUCUUCCAUGCAGAUUAUAAGAAGCACGACGAUCUGAAGCAGAUGCUAGACAGCAACAAGGAUAGUCUAAAGCUGGAGGCAAUGAAGCGGAUCAUCGGAAUGAUAGCCAAGGGCCGAGAUGCUUCGGAUCUCUUUCCGGCCGUGGUGAAAAACGUCGUCUCCAAGAACAUCGAGGUCAAGAAGCUUGUCUACGUUUAUCUGGUUCGUUAUGCAGAGGAACAGCAAGAUUUGGCUCUGCUGUCCAUUUCGACAUUCCAGCGCGCUCUGAAGGAUCCUAACCAGCUGAUCCGGGCCAGUGCAUUGCGGGUUCUGUCCAGCAUCCGGGUGUCGAUGAUCGUGCCGAUUGUGAUGCUGGCCAUUCGAGAUUCUGCAUCGGACAUGAGCCCAUAUGUGCGAAAAACUGCGGCUCAUGCUAUUCCCAAAUUGUUUCAUUUGGAUCCGGAACAGAAGGAUGAACUUAUCACGGUGAUAGAAAAGCUGCUGGCCGACAGGACCACUCUAGUGGUAGGUUCUGCAGUGAUGGCAUUCGAAGAGGUUUGUCCGGAUCGGACGGAUUUGAUUCACAAGAACUAUCGAAAAUUGUGCAAUCUUCUGGUCGAUGUUGACGAGUGGGGCCAAGUUUUGAUCAUCAACAUGCUGACGCGAUACGCAAGGACUCAGUUUGUGGACCCAAACCAAGAUGAUUUCAACGAUGAGGAAGACGAAGAGAACAAACCGUUUUACGAUGAAUCGUCUUCCGAGUCGGAACAACCGAAAAACGCACCGAAAUCUCCGAGGAAAACCUACGCUUUGGACAUUGAUCAUCGGCUGAUUCUGCGGCAAGCCAAGCCGCUGCUCCAAAGUCGUAAUGCGUCUGUUGUGAUGGCCGUGGCCCAACUUUACCACCACAUUGCGCCAAGGAACGAAGUCACCAUUGUGGCCAAAGCCUUGAUCAGGUUGCUGCGAAGUCACAAGGAGGUCCAAAGCGUUGUGCUCACAUGCAUCGCUUCAAUGUCCGUGGAGCGGAAAUCAAUCUUCGAGCAGUAUUUGAAGUCGUUUUUUGUCCGAUCGAGCGAUCAGACUCACAUCAAGCUGCUGAAGCUUGAUAUUCUUACCAAUCUGGCGACGGAGACGAGUAUUUCGGUGAUUCUGCGAGAGUUUCAAACCUACAUCAGUAGCAACGAUAAGGAUUUUGUUGCCUCGACCAUUCAGGCCAUCGGGAGGUGCGCUGCGUCGAUUCAUGAGGUGACCGACACGUGUCUAAAUGGGUUGGUUCAUUUGCUCUCCAACAAAGAUGAAUACGUGGUGGCAGAAAGCGUUGUGGUCAUCAAAAAGCUGCUGCAAACCCAGAAGGAGGAACAUUUUGACAUCAUCACACAAAUGGCCAAACUGUUGGACUUCAUUCAAGUGCCAGCCGCGCGGGCUUCCAUUUUAUGGCUGAUUGGAGAAUACAAUGAAAAGGUUCCGAAAAUCGCCCCGGACGUUAUGCGAAAGCUGGCUAAAUCCUUCAUCGACGAAGAGGAUGUCGUAAAGUUGCAGGUAUUGAAUCUCGCUGUCAAGCUUUACUUGACCAAUCCGCAGCAGACGGAACUUUUGUGCCAGUAUGUGUUUAACUUGGCCCGUUACGAUCAGAACUAUGACAUCAGAGACCGCGCCAGAUUUCUGAAACAGUUCAUAUUUCCGGCUGGAGGAAAGCAAACGGUUUUGUCUCAAAAUGCGAGGAACAUCUUCUUGGCCGAGAAGCCAGCUCCUACUCUAGAAAGCAAAUACCAUGGAAGAAAGCGUUUCCAGCUUGGAUCUCUGUCGCAUUAUUUGAACAUGAGAGCCAGCGGUUAUCAGGAUUUGCCUUCGUUCCCGGAAGUUGCCCCAGAUAGUUCCGUCCGAAAUGUGGAAGUUCCUACCGAGUAUGGCCAACCGAUGCACACCGGAGAUGCAGAGAAAAAAGAUGAAGGCGCUCCGGUCGGGAAGUCACGCGAUAAGAAACACGCAAAGACUAAGUCGUUCUACUCCGAAUCUGAGAAAAGUUCUUCGGAGGAUGAGACCAGCUCUGGUUCCGGUUCUAGCUCGAGUGGUUCGUCUGGUUCGGGAUCCGAAUCAGGGUCGGAAUCGGAAUCAGGAGAGGAAAAUGGAAACGAGAUAUCGAAGACAGCGUACAACGAAGUUGACGGCGCUACCAAGUCGAAAGAGGAAUUUGAGUCACUGUCAUCGGGAUCCGAAGAUGAGAGUGAGGACAGUAGUAGCAGCAGCAGUGGUAGUUAUGACAGUUCAUCCAGUGACGGAGGGAAUAGUUCCAGUGCGGCAAGUUCUGAGGCCAGGAAACGGAAUGCUAAACAGGAAAAAUCCACUAAAUCCGUGUCUAAAACGUCCCAACCUCCGCCGCCAAAAAGUAAUCUGGAUUUGCUGUUAGACUUGGAUGACAUUCCACCUGUUGGACCAAUAAUGACUCCUUCUCUCGGUGGUUUCUUAACCCCAAUGACCGGAAUAGCCGGUGAUAACCAGGUGCUGUCCAAUGUCGUAGAUCUGGUAGGCCCAAGUUACAUUCCCAACAAAACCCACGAGCUGCUGAACAAAGUCAACGGGUUCGGUCUUGGAAUCACCUAUCGCUUCACAAGAGCUCCGCAUCUCUACUCGGCCAAGAUGAUAUCUAUUGAGCUGACUUUUACAAAUCACGGCAACAUGGAGCUAAUUGACGUUCAGGUCACCAAGAAACACCUCCAAUCCGGAAUGUCGCUCAACGAGACACCAUCCAUCGAGUUGCUGAAUCCGAAACAAUCCUGGACCGGCAUCCUCGGGUUGGACUUCAACGACUCCACCCAACCAGCAAACUUCGAAAUCAAAUCCAAUAGCGGAACGAGCAAGGUUACGCUUAAAGCUCCCGUCGGGGAACUCAUCCGGUCGGUAACCUUACCAGAAUCCAUGUUCCACACGGAACGGUCCAAACUCCGAGGUAUGACCGAGCAUUCGUCCAGUUUUCCGCUGAAUCCUUCACUUGCAGCGCAGAACAGGUCCCUCCAUCAGAGAAUCUUUGAAGUGGCCAAUGUUGCCAACGUUCCGUGUUCCGAAACGGAUAAGAUUCUAUUCGCUGCCCAGACGAUGAGUUCGGAAAGUUUGGUUCUGAUUGUGGUGCAAACGAAAAAUGGCGGGUCGGAAUGCUCAUUGACUGUGAACUGUGACAAAAUGGUGGUGGGCUCGAUGCUAUUGAAUGAGAUUAAGGCAGCGAUCAAGAACUAAUGUUUAAGCAUUACGUUUAUAAUUAAUCUUUACAUAUAUUGUAGGCAAUUCUCAAAAUGGUGAAAAUCUGAAAUAUUGCUUGUAUACUAAAAAAACAUUAAGAUAAUAAAUGUCAUAGCAUGCGUCA